AAAGGCUCUUUGCAGAGAUUCACCUCGUCCUGAGGGGGCGCGCGGCUCGUCGAGUUUAAUACGAGGAGAUGAGAGGAGCUCCAGUUCAUUCACUGUCAGACCCUUUCCACGCCGCGGGACCUGCUGAAGUUUGAACCAAACCUCUUUUAUGUGAGCACACAGAGUAUGGACGGUGCAUAAAAAUGGACUAUUUUGGAUAAAUGUGGAGUCAUUUGUACAUUUGGAUUUAGAUUUUUAUUUUUUGUUUAUAAAAUUCUGAUGCGGUAAAGGGAUGAAGGAUCGCUUCAUUCAUGUGUUCUAAGUGUGUGUGCGAGCGAGAGAAAGAGAGAUGAUCUUGUGCACUGGUUUGCGGGUUUGAUUUUUUAAUUUAAUGGAUCAGCAGCGUCAAUAACUUAUUAAUAGGAGCUCGUUUGAUUUCAUAGAGUCGGGUUUAGGUUUUUGGUCUCUGACUUGUGAAGAGUUUAUCUCUUGAGGGAUUUGUCUGUGGAAAGGCAUGUUCUCUGGCUUCACGCCGGUUGGAGCAUCUUUGCGGCUCCGGUCGGAAAGGUUUCGCCUGCGCUGGGACACAUUUGGACCACAGGGGAGAUGAGAGCCGCGCUGAUCCACUUUCUCUUCUGCUGCUUCUCCCUGCUUUCAGCAGCCGCUGAGGAAGCACCAAUUCCGCAAGAGCUGAUUGAGAGACUGUCUAACAGCGAGAUCCGCAGCAUCAGCGACCUCCAGAGGAUCCUGGAGAUUGACUUCGUAGAGAAUGAGGUGCUGGAGGACGUUAAACAAGGCCACUAUAAGGAGCAUCUGUAUGAUAGCAGACACCUCAAGAACUCACACUCCAGACGCAAGAGAAGCAUUGAGGAGGCAGUGCCCGCCGUCUGUAAGACUCGCACAGUGAUCUACGAGAUCCCACGCAGUCAGGUCGAUCCCACGGCCGCCAACUUCCUGAUCUGGCCUCCGUGUGUGGAGGUGAGACGAUGCUCAGGCUGCUGCAACACCAGCAACAUGCGCUGCCACCCAUCCAAAAAGCAGCACAGGACCGUGAAGGUGGCCAAGGUGGAGUACGUACGCAGGAGGCCGAAGCUCCGGGAGGUGCAGGUGCAGCUGGAGGAUCAUCUCGAGUGCGUCUGCACGUCCAAACAUCACUCAGAGUCCCGCAUACACACGGAUAUAAGGUGAGCGUGGCACUGGAUAAAAGAAAGCAGAGGAGGGCCGUUGCAUCCAAUCAGAUAACUCAGACUGCACGACAGCCAUUGAGUGAUAUCAUCUGAAAAGUCGAGGCGGAUGUGAACUGUUCAACCCUGAGUGAAUCAGAACAGCCUUUUUUGGAUCACUUUGGACUUUUGAUGCACCUUUAGAAGUCACCCGCAGAAAGAGACUUUGGUUUUGGAAUAAAACCCAGGGGAACGAAGCACCGCAAACUAGAGACUGCAAGGACAGAGUCUUGCAAAAGACGAACUUUGAGUCGCAGAUGUUGAAAUUCUGAUGCCAUGAGCUUUUAAAGGAGCAUCUAUCACGACUUUAUUUGUGUAUCAAGAUUUAUUUUCUCCAGAUAUCUGUAUCAUCUUAUUUUUGUAACUGCCAGUUUUCUAUCAAUACUGAUCUUCUCUUGUAUAUGCCAUAGAAUGAAUGAGUACAACAAGACACAAUCUGCAGUAACUAAUACUAAUAAAGUGAAUACAUUUUAUUGUGUUUGUUUGACAGACAGCUGUCCCAAAUAUCA
Molecule: messenger RNA, 1711 nt
Organism: Cyprinus carpio (common carp)
Lineage: Eukaryota; Metazoa; Chordata; Actinopteri; Cypriniformes; Cyprinidae
Product: platelet-derived growth factor subunit A
Biological process (GO): positive regulation of protein autophosphorylation; platelet-derived growth factor receptor signaling pathway; positive regulation of phosphatidylinositol 3-kinase/protein kinase B signal transduction
Cellular component (GO): membrane
Molecular function (GO): growth factor activity; platelet-derived growth factor receptor binding
Source: RefSeq, a predicted model, not a curated record